This is a messenger RNA of Caenorhabditis remanei, 207 nucleotides long. RefSeq lists its product as uncharacterized. The record is from RefSeq and is a predicted model, not a curated record. The coding region runs from base 1 to 207 and encodes 68 amino acids. Lineage: Eukaryota; Metazoa; Nematoda; Chromadorea; Rhabditida; Rhabditidae. The transcript has a single exon.
AUGAACCGUAACCAAGCCAUCCGUCAGCAAAGAAACAACAUCCGUCGUCAGAAUCGGAGAGUCCAUGAAUACAUAGAGAGCAUCAUGUGCGCUCUAAUCGCAAUCUUGAUCAUCGGAAUUCUUUUCAAAAACUUGAUUUGGCGCUGGGCAGCAGAUGAUUCUUCAGACGUCUGGGCUGUAUAUGGUGGUAACCCACUUUACUAUUAA